AUGAAAAUUAAACUUAACAUACUCAAAGAACAACAAGUUGGCCGUGUAAUCCUGAAUGUGGGGAAAAGAAAAUUCGAAACCAGCAGACGGACACUUACUAGCGACCCAUCUUCAUUACUAGCAGCCAUGACUAAUCGAAACUCACCGAUCAAACCAUCCAACGAUACUUACUUUAUAGACGAAAAUCCUUGUUACUUUGAUUUCGUGCUUGACUAUCUAAAGUCACCCGGAGCGUUUCCUAAUAUCCCACCAUCCGACUUCACAGUGUUGCGUCAGCUUUACGUGGAGGGAAAAUUUUAUAGUCUAUCUGGGUUAGUAUUAACAGUUGAGAAGAAGGGACAGUCAGAGCCUCUGUGGAAAGAAAACUAA
Messenger RNA from Saccostrea cuccullata (small rock oyster), 369 nucleotides. RefSeq names its product putative potassium channel regulatory protein. Lineage: Eukaryota; Metazoa; Mollusca; Bivalvia; Ostreida; Ostreidae. Gene Ontology annotation, molecular function: protein binding. The record is from RefSeq and is a predicted model, not a curated record. Gene Ontology annotation, biological process: protein homooligomerization. The transcript has a single exon. Bases 1 to 369 code for a protein of 122 amino acids.